GCCGCCUCCGCGGAGGCGCCCGCCACGCCGCGGCCGCGCGUCUUCUACCCGCGCCUGGUGCGCGACCCGCCGCCCUCCGAGGCGAAGAUCUGCGCGCUGUUCGAGGCGUACCGCGACUCCGCCGAGGACGCCAUGCUGGCCGACGGUAUCGAGCGACUGUGCGCCGACCUGGGGCUGUCGCCCGACGAGUUCAAGGUCCUGGUGUUGGCAUGGCGUUUGGAUGCAGCAAGAAUGUGCCGCUUCUCCCGUGAAGAAUUUGUUGGUGGCUUGCGUGCUUUGCGAGUUGACUCCAUUCGAUCACUACAAUCACGACUCCCAGAACUGGCAGCCGAAACAGCGCGUGACCCUGAUCUCUUUAAGGACCUGUAUCGCUUUACAUUUCGCUUUGGGCUUGAUGCUGAUGCUGGCCAACGUGCUCUGCCUGCUGACAUGGCAGCAUGUUUGUGGCGGUUGGUCUUCUCUGUGCGGGAGCCGCCAAUCUUGGGGCGAUGGUUACGGUUUUUGGAAGGUCAUCCCCAUGUACGUGGGAUACCCCGUGACACCUGGAACAUGUUCCUUAACUUUGCGGAGGCAGUGGGUGAUGACCUCAGCUCUUAUGAUGAUACUGAGGCUUGGCCAAGUCUCUUCGAUGACUUUGUCGAAUUUGAAAAUGACAAAGCAAAUCAAAACAUCGCCAAGGAUCGAGAAGGUGCAUUCAAGGAGACUGAUUGAAGAUCUUUUGCAGCCAACAGCUUACAGAUCCUGCUUGAUUUCCAACUGGGAGAUAUUUGGGGAUUGUUCCCUAGUUGCAUCUACCUGCCUUGCAUCUCUUACUGGUUCUUGCACAAAGACAGGCAGAUGCUUUGAGCUAAGACUGAUUCCACUCUGCAGCCAAACUCUGACUUUUGCUUUUUUACGUGAAGUUAAAAUGUGAUACUGUAACUUGUAUUGUGUUCAGUUUGUCAGGGCCACUCAUUUGAGUGUAUGCGCCUCCUCCCAACAUGUGAUCAUGGGCCGUUGUGGUCCUGUUCAGGGGUAUACAAAAAUAUAUUUAUAUAUCGGUGCCUCAUUUUUGAAUGGGCGGUCCUUGCUGGCUGCUGCCCUGUGAGCUGGGUAUUUUGCUGUAGUUCUGUUCACUCCUCGAGUGGUUACCUGGUUUAUGUGUAAAUGUAUAUAAUUUUUCUGAGAAGAGCCAUUUAAUACACUUCUAUUUGGCAUAUAUACUUAUACACUUCGGUUUUUAUUCAAAAAUCCUUCUUUGAUGUAAAAAUCCUAUAAUUACAAACUUACCUGAUUUGUCUUGUUAUUACUCAAGUAAGUAAAAUAUUAUUAAUAUUAUUUUUAUUUUACCUUGCAAUAGUUAUGUUUUACUUCUGAGGUGUUGAACUGAUUUUUUAUAAUUGUUGGAUAAUAUACCUUGGAAAAUACCACAAUAUGCCUUGGAUUUUCUCUUAGGAUGAUGAGGUAAUGAACAUUCUAUGUUCAUUAUUUAGUUUUUUUACUGAAAGAAUGUAUGGUAUUUUUUUCUGAAAUGGAAAGAUAAUGUCUACUAAUGUUCCCUAUGUUUAGUACUGAGAAAUAUAAUUGAUCCUAAAAUAGUGUUGUGACGCAGUAUUUCAGAUUUUGUUGUGCCAAAGAAGGAAAAUUAUUAUUUUAUCUGGAGGUGGACUUAAAUAUGUAUGAGGACAAUUAGAUCUUUUUUAUAUGGGGAUCUAAUUGUCUAAUAAUGUAAGUUUACAUUUCUCAACAAAGAGAUCUGAAAUUCUAAAAAUAGUAGUGCCAUCAGAAGAGAUAAUUUUUGUUAAGUUUUCAGCAUAUCAGACUUCUGUUUCUGUAUAUUUAAUGUUAUAGUUACCAAAUUUUUCUGUGGAAUCUGAUACUUCUAUAUAUGUUUUAUAAUUUCUUUUAUUCAUUGGGAAUGUAUUCUCUUAUUUCUUCCAUUUCUCUAUCCAGCAAAUCCCACUAGAACCAUUUGGUUCCAUUCCAUUGUAUAAAAAGAAUUGGAGAUGCUACUACCAACUUCCUUUUGUAUAUAAAAAUGGUACAGUUAAUAAAUGAAGAACGAAGUUCCAAAUUGACCUGAAAACGCACUCUUCUAAUGUUUGGAUGAUAAAUGUGAACAUGUUUGAGUGUCAUGAAUAUUUGCAUAUUAUAUUUUUUCCACCGAUUUUUGGAAAUAUAAUUUCUCUCUAAAGCUCUAUGCAUAACGUUCUAUUUUUUAUUGGAG
Molecule: messenger RNA, 2206 nt
Organism: Gryllus bimaculatus (two-spotted cricket)
Lineage: Eukaryota; Metazoa; Arthropoda; Insecta; Orthoptera; Gryllidae
Source: the annotation of a GenBank genome assembly